AUGAUAGAAUGUAGUGUUCCAGUUGGUGAAAAAGUAGAAGGCGAAACUCAAGUUCGUCGUUCUGCGUUAUCUCCUAAUAAACUUGUGUCUACCCCAGCUGAAGGAGUUAACACACUUUAUGAUCUUUUACAAUAUAAUGUUAAAAAUAUUGGAACCAAAAAAGCAUGCAUGGCUUAUAGAAAUAUUGAGUCAAUAGUUGAAGAGGAAAAAGAAGUUACUAAAGUUGUAAAUGGUCGAGAAAUUAAAGAGAAAAAAACUUGGAAAUAUUUUCAAUUAUCUGAUUUUAUAUAUUUAAAUUAUGAAGAAGUUUCUGAAUUAACAAAGUCAAUUGGGGCAGGUUUAUAUAAAUUGGGAUUACGGAAAAAUAGUAAAGUUGAAAUUUUUUCUGCUACGGGCUUGAAUUGGAUGCUUGUAGCACAUGGAAUGACAAUUGUAACUGCCUACGAUACUUUAGGAGAAAGUGGUCUCACACAUUCAAUGAAUGAAACUGAAGUAACUGCCAUUUUUACAAAUGCAGAUCUUCUUCCCACGAUAAAAAUAGUUGCAGGAAAAGUUCCAUCUCUCAAACAUGUAAUUUACGAUGGUGAACCAAAAGGAAAUAUUUUAAAAGAAUUAAAAGAAUCUUUUCAAAGAAUUCAAUUUAUAUCUUUGGAUGAACUUAAAGAUUUGGGUAGAAAGAAUUCCGUUGAUCCUAAUAAACCAAGUGCUCAAGAUUAUUGCUGUAUUAUGUAUACAUCUGGAAGUACUGGAAAUCCAAAGGGCGUUUUGUUAACUCAUGCUAAUCUUGUGGCAGCAGUCGCUGGUGUUAGUAAAAUGCUUCAACAUUACCUUAUCACGCUUGGCUCAGAUGAUUGUUUACUUGCUUUCCUCCCUCUUGCUCACGUACUUGAAUUCACCGUGGAACACUGUUGCAUCUUUUGGGGGGUAACUUUAGGUUAUGGUAAUAUACGUACACUUACUGAUGCAUCUGUACGUAAUUGUUUGGGUGAUAUUCGAGCAUUUAAACCAACUUUAUUAGUGGGAGUUCCCGCAGUAUGGGAAUCUAUUAGAAAAGGUGUUUUGGCAAAAGUUAAUGCGGGAAGUCCAACAUUACAAAAAAUAUUUUAUGCCGCAUUUAAAACUAAGGGAUGGCUUUUACGUCAAGGUUUACCCGCAGGAAUUUUAGAUAAUGUAGUAUUUAAUAAAAUUAAAGAUCAAACUGGUGGUCGUCUAAAAUAUGCAUUGUCAGGUGGAGCUCCUGUAUCACCUGAAACUCAAGAAUUUUUGACAAUUACCGUAUGUCCUAUUUUACAGGGUUACGGUCUGACUGAAACUUGUGGAAUGUGCGGAAUAGCUACACCCGAUAAUAUUAGUUAUGGAACGGUUGGCGCACCAGUUCCAUGUUUAGAAGUGAAAUUAAUUGAUGAACCAAAUGCCAAUUACCUUUCCACGAAUAAACCAUGUCCUCAAGGUGAAAUAUGGAUUCGUGGAAAUUGUAUAGCUGAAGGUUAUUACAAAAAUGAAGCAUUAACAAAAGAAACAUUUACCAAAGAUAAAUGGUUUCAAACUGGAGAUAUAGGUGAAUGGAGACAAAAUGGUUCAUUAGCUGUUAUUGAUAGAAAGAAGAAUUUGGUGAAAUUAUCUAAUGGAGAAUAUAUUGCAUUGGAAAAACUUGAAUCUAUUUAUAAAUCCAUUACUUAUGUAUCAAAUAUUUGUGUUUACGCUAAUUCAUUUCAAGCUCGCCCGGUGGCUUUAAUAGUUCCAUUACAUGAUAGAAUUUUGGAAUUUGCUAAAGAAAAAGGACUUGAUAAUUUAGAUGAGGAAGAGUUAUACAAAAAUAAAGAAAUUUGUACGGAAGUUUUAAAUGCUUGUACUGCUCAAGCCAAGAAAGCAAAUUUGAAACCAGCUGAAAUGAUAUCUGCUAUUACUUUAUUAACAGAUGAGUGGACUACACAAAAUGGUCUUUUAACUGCAUCACAAAAACUUAAGCGUAAAGAUAUUCAAGAAAAAUAUAAAGAAGAAAUUGAUCGCAUGUAUGGAAUCAAGAAAUGA
Messenger RNA from Diversispora eburnea, 2031 nucleotides. NCBI's taxonomy places the organism in Eukaryota, Fungi, Glomeromycota, Glomeromycetes, Diversisporales, Diversisporaceae. The record is from the annotation of a GenBank genome assembly.